Messenger RNA from Aspergillus aculeatinus CBS 121060, 1892 nucleotides. RefSeq names its product NAD(P)/FAD-dependent oxidoreductase. Gene Ontology annotation, molecular function: oxidoreductase activity. Lineage: Eukaryota; Fungi; Ascomycota; Eurotiomycetes; Eurotiales; Aspergillaceae. The transcript has a single exon. The record is from RefSeq and is a predicted model, not a curated record. The coding region runs from base 416 to 1753 and encodes 445 amino acids. Gene Ontology annotation, cellular component: late endosome; cytoplasm. Gene Ontology annotation, biological process: retrograde transport, endosome to Golgi.
AACCAACUUACACAAUCCUCUCACCCUCACCAAUCUAGACCCCAUCCUUGUCAACCCCAGGGCGUAGACAGGGAACCGAUUCCCCAAAGCAGACUAGGGUAACCCUACUUUCCCCGCGGUAAACUCCACACUGGGGUGGAGCAAUCCUCGCACCGUCCCCCCGAAAUGGGCCAAAUCUUCCGAGGCGCCGGAAAACUCCUGCCACCGCCCACGAAAAAGAGGGCGAGUAUAUAACCGCGCGCUUGAGGCUGGAUUCGUACCCAGUGCAGCCCCCGGUAUCUUCAACAGCACAGCAUACAAUUACCCUGCCAGUCCUCAAUUGCAUUCAUUGAGCUUAAACCAACCUAGCACAAAACCACCACCCCACCACCACCACCACCAAGUUCAGCUCAAGCACCGAAAAGAAGUAAAGAAAAUGUCCCUCAUCAUCCUCGGAGGCGGCAUCAUCGGCCUCUCGACGGCCUACUACGCGUCGCUCGCCGAUCCGACCCGCAAAAUCCAGAUCGUCGACUCGGCCUCGGCCCUCUUCCAGUCCGCCUCGGGCUUCUCGGGCGGCUUCAUCGCCAAGGACUGGUUCUCGGACGAUGUCACCUCGCUCGCCGACCUCUCCUUCCGCCUGCACCAGUCCCUGGCGGAUGCGCACGACGGCCGCAAGAAAUGGGGCUACAGCGCUAGCCAGGCGUUCGGCGUGACGAUGGACGAGCUCGACGCGCACGGCCGGAAGACCGGUGGGAAGGUGCGCGGGGAGGAUUGGUUGCUGUCGGGCACGAGUCGCGCGGAGGUCGCGAAGCAGUUUUCCCCGUCGUCUAGCGUCACCAGCAAGGGCCAAGGGGAGAGGGAUGGGCGGUUGGAUGGCAAGGGCACGCCGACGUGGAUGAAUCGCCCGGCGGAGUGCGUGGUGGAGGAGAUCUCGAGUGACGCGGGGUGCGCGCAGGUCGACCCCAAGGCGCUGGUGGUGUGGUUGCUGGCGCAGUGUCGGGAGCGCCGGGUGGAGAUCCUGCUGGAUACCCGCGCGACGGGGUUCAAGGUGGACCGCGAGGGCCGGAUCGAGGCGGUGACGGCUGAGCAGCGCAUGUCGGUGCACAGCACCCCCGUCGAGAUCUCGUUGCCCUGCAAGGAUCUCGUCAUUGCCGCCGGGUGCUGGACCCCCCGCGUGUUCCAGACGCUGUUCAAGCGCAAGAUGGCGGUCGGGAUCAAUGGGCUCGCCGGGUAUAGUGUCAUCGUGCGCUCGCCGCGGUAUACCCGCUCCGUGGCGCAGAAGGACCAUUCGAUUUUCUGCGCCCCCGGCCCGCAGUGGGAAUUUGCGCCGGAGAUGCUCGGCCGGGUGAAUCACGAGGGGGUCCCUGAGAUUUACAUCGCGGGGCUGAAUAGUGAUCAGAUGCCGUUGCCGGAGGUGGCGGGCGAGAUUCCGAAGUUGCGGGAUCAGAAGCAGGUGGAGCGGUUGCGGGAGGUGGCCCGGCUGUUGACAGGCAGUGAUGCAUCGACGAAGAGUGAUUUGGAGAUUGUGAGUGAGGGCUUGUGUUUCAGGCCGGUUUCGACAACAGGCUCUCCGAUUAUCUCGCCAGUCACGGGGGCUGUGAGCAGCGCUGGAGGCAGGGUGUAUGUGGCCAGCGGACACGGCCCGUGGGGCAUCACUCUGGCCUUGGGAACGGGUCAGGUCGUUUCCGAGCUCUUGGUCGGCAAGACCCCCAGUGCUGAUAUCAGCAAGCUGGCGCUGAAGCAGGAUGUGUCUUUGCUGAGGAGUCAGUUGUAAAGAUUUGGUGUCUGUCUUAUUAGCGUGUUUUGUUUGUACUGUCUUAGUCUUCAAGACCCUUUUGCACUACGACUGUACUCCAGCGCUAGACCAGGGUCGCGCUGAUUCAUGAUAGAAUGUCAUCGAUUUUGAAAUGUGA